AUGAUUGACACAGUCACCUCCACUUACCUCCCAAUCCUAACCUCGAUGGAAACCCCUCCAGCACGGCGCUCCCGCAAACCUGUUCCUCACAGUGAUAGACGGCAUCAAGAAGGUCAUGUGUGGUUGUACAAUGAUUACUUUGUAGAAGUUCCAGUCUACCUAAGUGACCUUUUCCAACGUAGAUUCCGAAUGCACAAGCAUGUCUUUGAACGUGUUAUGUAUGCAAUAAUAGAAAAUGAUGCAUGGUUCCAACAAAGGAGAGAUGCUACUGGUCGUCUAGGCUUGUCUCCACUACAAAAGUGCACUGCAGCAAUUAGGAAACUGUCUUACGAUUUAGUCGCCGACGCUUGUGACGAGUACAUAAGAAUAAGCAGAACUACUGCAUAG
This is a messenger RNA of Chenopodium quinoa (quinoa), 387 nucleotides long. RefSeq lists its product as uncharacterized. The transcript has a single exon. Bases 1 to 387 code for a protein of 128 amino acids. Lineage: Eukaryota; Viridiplantae; Streptophyta; Magnoliopsida; Caryophyllales; Amaranthaceae. The record is from RefSeq and is a predicted model, not a curated record.